UAUACAGUCAUGUGAUUGAAACAAUACACCUGAAGUGUCAUUACCACAACACAAAGUGGCAUCUCCCGUCAAACAGGGCUACCAACAGGGAAACAAGUACACAUUACUGCAGGCUUGUUGAUUUCCGUCUCUGAAGACAUAUCGGCGUUAAACUGUUUGACUUUUUCGGUAGCAUCAAGACGUGCGCACAGCCAGAGGAGUACACAGGCAACUUAACGUUAGGCUAACUUGUAGUCAUGCUAGCCGCAUUUCUCCUUGUCGGUGCUGUAGUUUGUCAAACGGCGGCUCAGUACACCGCGAACUGGACGAGUUUAGACGCCAGACCGCUGCCCUCGUGGUACGACGAAGCCAAGGUGGGCAUUUUCGUCCACUGGGGCGUGUUUUCUGUCCCCGGGUUUGAUAGUGAGUGGUUUUGGUGGCACUGGCAGGGCCAGCAGCCUCCGGACCAGAAGUGUGUGAGCUACAUGUCAAAGAACUACCCACCUGGGUUCAGCUACCCGGAGUUUGCUCCGCAGUUUAAAGCUCAGUUCUUCAACCCGGGGGAGUGGGCAGACAUAUUCAAGGCAUCUGGUGCAAAAUAUGUCGUCCUGACUGCCAAACACCACGAAGGAUUUACUAACUGGGAGUCUCCAAACUCCUGGAACUGGAAUUCAGUUGAUACUGGUCCUCACAGGGACCUAGUGGGAGACCUGGGAGAGGCAGUGCGCAACAGGUCAUUGCACUAUGGACUUUACAACUCAUUAUAUGAGUGGUUCCACCCUCUCUACCUGAAUGACAAGAAGAAUGGAUUCAAAACACAGACGUUUGUGAUGCAGAAACUACUACCAGAGCUGUAUAACAUGGUUGUAAGGUACAGACCUGAAGUAAUCUGGUCUGAUGGGGACUGGGAAGCGCCUGACACCUACUGGAACUCCACCCAAUUCCUGGCCUGGCUCUACAAUGACAGCCCUGUCAAAGAUACCGUUGUGACCAAUGACAGAUGGGGAGCUGGCUGCGCCUGUAAACAUGGUGGCUACUAUAACUGUGAAGACAAAUACACUCCAGGCCAACUGCCCAAGCACAAGUGGGAGAAGUGCACAUCUGUGGACAUGUAUUCCUGGGGUUACCGUCGCAACAUGAAGAUGAGUGAACUGAUGGACUUACCCACUAUCAUAGAGGAUCUGGUUCACACUGUGGCUCUGGGAGGUAACUACCUUCUGAAUGUGGGCCCCACACCAGAUGGGAUGAUCCCUGCAGUGUUUGAGGAGAGGCUCAGAGGUGUUGGAGCAUGGCUAGAGAUUAACGGGGAGGCCAUCUACGCUUCUAAACCCUGGAGGGUCCAGACCGAGAACACCACUGUACCAGUUAGGUAUACAUCUAAAGGAACCACUGUCUAUGCCAUUGUGACAACCAAACCCCCCAAGCCCACAGUGCAACUACUGGCCCCCAAAACAUCAGCAGACACCAAGGUGACCUUGUUGGGUAAUCCAACACCCUUACCCUGGUCCCCAGUCCAACCCAGUGGUGGCCUUAUUGUCCUUCUGCCUGAACUUCCCUAUACCCCUGGUCAAGCCUGGACACUCAAACUGGAUGGUAUCCAGUGAGCCUUAGACCCCCGAAGUGUUUAACCUCUACAUGAAUUUGUAUAUCUCAGGGUUUCAUUAUGUUUAUAGGAUAAGGGGGAACCUGUGCACUAUGGUUGAAGGGACCGCACUUGCCAAAAUGAAUCACUGGAACACCUUUCUUCAAUGAUUCCUUUGUAGCUCUGAGGACUAAAGGCCACUGCCUCUCACUUGUGCUCUUAUUUUUUUAUAUGAUUGAAUUUAUUAUGAUUUAAAAAGUGGAAUAUAUCUCAGCUGCCAAAUUGCUGUUUCAGGAAUGAUUAAUUUAAAGUGCGGUUUGUAAAAGUUGUGUUUGAAAAUGAACAGUUCCCACACAAAGCACUUUUUUACUGUAUGCUUUUAAAGUGGUUGAAUAAAAGAUGAUUUGAUUUGUCAGAUGAA
Messenger RNA from Micropterus salmoides (largemouth bass), 1982 nucleotides. Its product is annotated as tissue alpha-L-fucosidase-like. The coding region runs from base 237 to 1583 and encodes 448 amino acids. Lineage: Eukaryota; Metazoa; Chordata; Actinopteri; Centrarchiformes; Centrarchidae. Gene Ontology annotation, molecular function: alpha-L-fucosidase activity. Gene Ontology annotation, cellular component: lysosome. Gene Ontology annotation, biological process: glycoside catabolic process; fucose metabolic process. The record is from RefSeq and is a predicted model, not a curated record. The transcript has 8 exons.